This is a messenger RNA of Erigeron canadensis, 2787 nucleotides long. Its product is annotated as AUGMIN subunit 5. The transcript is spliced from 10 exons. The record is from RefSeq and is a predicted model, not a curated record. Gene Ontology annotation, biological process: spindle assembly. Bases 283 to 2667 code for a protein of 794 amino acids. Lineage: Eukaryota; Viridiplantae; Streptophyta; Magnoliopsida; Asterales; Asteraceae. Gene Ontology annotation, cellular component: HAUS complex; spindle microtubule.
UCUAGUCUAUUAAUAAAAACAAGUUAGUAUCUAUGUUUUUCUAAAAAAAUUCAAAAUUUUAAAACAGAAAAAAUUGUUUAAUUGUAGAGUUGCCGGCCAAAAUCCAAACCCACCAAAACCUACAGAUCUACACUACUACUACUAACCACUAUACUUCUACUUAUCUUCCCCAUUUCAAUCCCCAAAUCCAUUCCCUUUUUAUAAUUAGGGUUUUACUUUCACACCCUUUACCAAUUAAAAUCUUUCAAGAUUUCCAAAACCCUUCAAUAAUUCGGCCCAAAAAUGCAGCAAAACUCAUCAACAUCUGUAAUAACAGCAAACCCAGAUGCAAUAUUAAAAUGGCUUGAAAAAGAAAUGGGUUACAGGCCAUUAGGCCCAUACAUUUCAUCAUCAAAAGCAUCAUUACCAUCUUCUGAUGCAAUUCGGAAAGUCUGCAGAGGUAAUAUGAUCCCAGUUUGGAACUUUUUAUUACAUAGAGUUAAGUCUGAUAAAACUGUAGAUAUUAUCCGUAGAAAUAUACUUGUUCACGGCGAAAAAGACAAUGUGGGUGGGUUGGAGGGUGGUGGGGGUGAUGGUGGAAGGAGGGUUAAGGGUGGUGGGAAGAAAAAGAAAGAGAAUUUGGGUGAUGGGAAUACGAGAGAAAUGGCGGUUCAAGAAAGGGAAUUGGCGGAGAAAGAAGUCGAACGGUUGAGGCAUAUGGUUAGACGGCAGAGGAAAGAGUUGAAGGCGAAAAUGUUGGAGGUUUCGAGAGAGGAAGCUGAGAGAAAACGGAUGCUUGAUGAACGCUCGAAUUAUAGGCAUAAGCAGGUGAUGUUGGAUGCUUAUGAGCAACAAUGUGAUGAGGCAGCUAUGAUAUUUUCGGAAUAUCAUAAGCGUCUUCGAUCCUAUGUUAAUCAAGUAAAAGAUGCGCAGAUACUAGAAAAUGAUUCGGAAGUAGGCAGCAGUUUCCAAAUGGACAAUGAAAAAGGAGAUGUUUAUUCUACUGUAAAAGGCUCAAAACCUGCAGAUGAUGUAAUUCUUAUUGAAACAAGCAAGGAAAGGAAUAUCCGAAAGGCGUGUGAAACUCUUGCACUACAAAUGAUUGAAAAAAUUCGCAACUCUUUUCCUGCAUAUGAAGGAAUUGGUAUCCAUUCGAAUCCUCAGGUAGAUGCUGCUAAGUUAGGUGUUGAUGUUGAUGGAGAUAUACCUGGUGAUGUGCAUGAUGUGAUUCGAAGUUGUCUUAGAAGUCCUACUCAGUUGCUGCUGGCUAUAACCACUUACACUCAGAGGUUGACAUCUUUAAUUUCUAAGGAAAUAGAGAAAAUUGAUGUCAGAGCUGAUGCAGAUAUGCUAAGGUACAAGUAUGAAAAUAAUAGAGUUAUGCAUGAUUCGUCUCCUGAUGUGAACUCGCCAUUGCCGUUUCAACUUUAUGGUAAUGGUAAAAUUGGGGUGGAUAUGCCUUCGAAAGGAACUCAAAAUCAACUUCUUGAAAGACAGAAAGCACAUGUUCAGCAAUUUGUGGCUACUGAAGAUGAACUCAACAAAGCUGCAGAGGCUAGAAGCACAUGUCAAAAGCUUUUAAAGCGCUUGUAUGGAACUGUUGACAUAGACCCUUCACACACUCUUGGUGUUGGAGGGACUUCACAGACUAUGAGUAGUCUCAGGCAGUUGGAGCUGGAGGUUUGGACCAAGGAAAGGGAAGCUGCUGGAUUGAAGGCCAGCUUGACUACAUUAAUGUCUGAAGUUCAACGGUUAAACAUGUUGUGUGAAGAAAGGAAGGAAGCUGAAGAUUCUUUAAAGAAGAAAUGGAAAAAGAUUGAAGAGUUUGAUGCUCGCAGAUUGGAACUCAAGUCCAUAUAUAGUGCUCUACUCAGAGCCAACAUGGAUGCUGCUGCAUUUUGGAACCAGCAACCUGUAGCUGCUAGGAAUUAUGCAUCAAGUACCAUUAUACCAGCGUGCAUGGCUGUUAUGGACAUAUCAAACAUGGCAAAAGAUCUUAUCGACAAUGAAGUUUCAGCCUUUUAUCGAAGUCCGGACAAUAGCCUUUACAUGCUUCCAUCAACCCCUCAGGCACUUUUGGAGUCUAUGGGUCCUACUGGCUCUACUGGACCUGAUGCCGUAGCCGCUGCUGAAAAGAGCGCUGCCCUUUUAACAGCCAGAGCUGGCGCCCGAGAUCCAUCUGCAAUUCCUUCCAUAUGCCGUGUUUCUGCAGCACUUCAGUAUCCUGCAGGGCUUGAAGGUUCAGAUGCUGGGUUAGCAUCAGUGCUGGAAUCAAUGGAAUUCUGUUUGAAGUUGCGUGGUUCUGAGGCUUGUGUAUUAGAGGACUUGGCAAAGGCUAUCAAUUUGGUUCAUAUUCGGAGGGAUCUUGUUGAAAGCGGCCACUCAUUACUAAAUCAUGCUUAUCACUCCCAACAAGAAUAUGAAAGGACAACAAGCUACUGUUUAGAUCUGGCUUCAGAACAAGAACAAACUAUCACAGAGAAGUGGUUGCCUGAGUUACGUAAUGGGGUUGUUAAUGCUCACAAGAGUCUGGAUGAUUGCAAAUAUGUCUCUGGAUUGCUGGAGGAAUGGUGGGAACAACCAGCAUCGACAGUUGUUGAUUGGGUAACAGUAGAUGGGCAAAAUGUAGCUGCCUGGAAUAACCAUGUAAAGCAGCUCCUUGCUUUUUAUGACAAGGAACUUUUAUAACUAUACUCACAUUUCAGGUAUAAUAGCCACUCUCUACUUUGUAUAGAUAGUGCUUGCUGAGCAAGUAUUCGUGUAUAAUAACUUCGUUUUUGUGAGUGUUUUUUUUCUUUCAUUAUUUAA